AUGCAGAUCUCUUCAACUACUCAAGCCGUCACAUUCAUCACCUUUGUACAAGAUUUGGAUCGCAAAGUCAAGAAAUGGGAACCCGAUAUCGAGAUCUUGGGUAGUGGUGAGAAAACUUUACAUCGACAACGAUACCAAUUUCCGGCCGAUUGGUUGUAUGUUGAUCAGAUUGAGGGCGAGUGGAACGUAUUCAACGCGUUAUUGAAGAGGAAGAAUUCGGCUAUUCAAGAGCAGAUCGGUGCUUUGCAAAUGAGGAUUGUAGCAGAAGAUAAGGUAGUACAGAGCAAGAUUGAUGCUCUGAUAGCUGAUUGGGAGAAGGAAAAGCCAAUAAGUGGAGAUUUGAAGCCAGAUAUCGCCAUGAACGCUAUAAACCUCUUUGAAACUCGAGUGAAUCGGUUGCAAGACGAACACAGUCAACCGGCGGCUGAAGAGAUAUCAGAUCUCAAAGCAGUUUGGACAGCUCUUUCAGGGAUUUGGGCUCAACUUGCUGAGCUUCCUUUAGACGCACUUUUGACGAGUACGAGGGAGAUGUCCAGGAAGAUGAGACAAUAUCAAGCAUCCAAGUUUGUUCAAGAAAAGAUUCAAUUGCAUCAGAAGAGUGUUGCCCUUGUGGGCGAAUUAAAGUCAGAUGCACUUCGAGAAAGACAUUGGAAACUUUUGUACAAAAACCUUCGAUUAUCUGGUCAUUAUGCUCCUUCUCAAAUGACUCUAGGCACGAUUUGGGAUAUGGAUUUGAAGAAGAAUGAGAGCCUGAUCCGGCAGGUGUUGGCGCAGGCUACUGGGGAGGUUGCAUUGGAGGAAUAUAAAACAGGCAAUGAACAUACCAGUGCGUUGAGUCAGAUGAAACUGUCACCGUAUUAUAAGACCUUUGAAGAAGAUGCCUUGAUUUGGACGGACCGUCUCAACCGGGUGAGCGAAAUGUUCAAUAAGUGGAUCGAUGUUCAACCCUUCAAGUCUCCCUACGUAUUGGAUGUGCUACAGAUCCCAGAAGUUCUCAAGACACUUGACAAGCUACUUGAAUCACUCAGAAAGCUACAGAAAGCGCUGGGAGAAUAUCUUGAACGUGAAAGGUCAUCUUUUCCACGAUGUUAUUUGUGGGAGACGAGGAUCUAUUGGAGAUCCUAG
Molecule: messenger RNA, 1125 nt
Organism: Melampsora larici-populina 98AG31
Lineage: Eukaryota; Fungi; Basidiomycota; Pucciniomycetes; Pucciniales; Melampsoraceae
Exons: 6
Coding region: 1-1125 (374 amino acids)
Biological process (GO): microtubule-based movement
Cellular component (GO): dynein complex
Molecular function (GO): dynein light intermediate chain binding; dynein intermediate chain binding; minus-end-directed microtubule motor activity
Source: RefSeq, a predicted model, not a curated record